UCAGUGGCGGGGCCAUUCAACGGUAUGACGUCAUCAGCCAAUCGUCGCACCUUCAUAUCGUCUACAGUGCGCAUGCUCCAUGAAUACAACUUUGACGGGUUGGAUCUGCAUUGGCAGUUGCCUGAACUGGAGGGCACAACCCCGUCUGACCCCCCGACCCGGUCACCCGCCGACCCCUCCACCCUGACUCGGCUGCUAGAGGAGAUGUCUCCUGUGUUCGAGUCACGAGCAUGGACUCUCACUCUCUCUCUCACAGGGUCUCGCUUCCAGGCCGAAGACAUCUAUCCCAACGAUAUGCAACAGGUGACAACCCACUUGACCCAUUUGCUACUGAAAAGCUACGACCUGCACGUGAGAGAGGAAAGGAAGGUCAAGAAGGAGGGGUAGCCGUGCAUCAUGCCCCCCUACAGCACCCCCGCCCCCACAAGAUGCCCUCGCUCUGUUCUUCA
Molecule: messenger RNA, 449 nt
Organism: Nilaparvata lugens (brown planthopper)
Lineage: Eukaryota; Metazoa; Arthropoda; Insecta; Hemiptera; Delphacidae
Product: chitinase-like protein 4
Exons: 3
Coding region: 25-387 (120 amino acids)
Biological process (GO): chitin catabolic process; carbohydrate metabolic process
Cellular component (GO): extracellular region
Molecular function (GO): chitin binding; chitinase activity
Source: RefSeq, a predicted model, not a curated record